AUGUUAAAAUCGAUUACGAUUAUCUUUGCUUUAUUCAUUAAUUUUAUAAUUGCUCAACAAAAUAUUAUUGAUGAUCGAUAUACAAACAGAAUUCCACCGCCCCCACCACCACCACCACCAAUUCCAUUUUUUACUGGUGGUUUUAAUUUAAAUCCUCAAACGAGUAAUAUCAAUACCAUUAAUACCAUCAAUGCUAUUAAUAACAAUAAAAAUAAUCAUAAUAAUAAUAAUAAUAACAAUGGGUUAGUUGAUGAAUUUGGUCAAUGUGGUGGUCUUGACUGGGAAGGUCCAAAAACUUGUCGAGCAAAUUUGAUUUGUUUUAAACGAUCAAAAUAUUAUUCUCAAUGUUUAACAUCUGAUACAGCUGCAGUUGAAGCUCGACCAUCACCACCUCUUAUUCCACCUGGUACUAAAUGUCAUGGUGGAAAUGUUCGUGGUUCAUUGUCUUGUGCUAUUGGUUCAGCUUGUUUCAUACAAACAGAAAAUGUUCAUGGUGAAUGUAAAACACAUUGUCCACCAGGAUGGUUUUGUGAAAAACAAACAUUACCAGAAUGGGCACCAUGUGGUGGAGAAGGUUACGUUGGUCUAACAAAAUGUAAAGAAGGUCUUCAAUGUAUUCCACAUUCCAAAUGGUAUCAUGAAUGUCGAUCAGAAUGUCCUGCCGGAUGGAAAUGUUAA
Molecule: messenger RNA, 678 nt
Organism: Adineta steineri
Lineage: Eukaryota; Metazoa; Rotifera; Eurotatoria; Adinetida; Adinetidae
Source: the annotation of a GenBank genome assembly